AUGGCUUUGUACGGCAGUCGCGCGCUGGCUGCGGGUAGUAAAUGUUAUUCAUCUCAUUCUCCAAGCAGCAGCAGCAAACCUGUGCGACAGCAUCCCCUGACAUGCUUUGGCUCUCGUCGUAGGGGUGACUUAUGCCAGUACAUUCAGCAGGCUGGCGCGCUUUCCUCAGAAGCCAAGUACCUAGUCGUAGGCGAUGGCAUCAUGGCCCCGUUUAUGGCGCUGUGUUUGCGCGUGCAUGGUCUAGAAUGCGACUUGGCUCAUCAUCCAUCGAAUAAUGAUCUGGAUCGUGGAACGAUUACCCUAACCCCGUCCGUGACGCAGCUCAUGGGUGAUGUUCUAUCUGUUUCCGUGCCCUCCGGCAGUGUCAUUGGUCGUAUCCUCGCCUUUGACCAUAUUGGGAACGAUAUGUGUGAUAUCGACUUGAACGAAUUUCGCGAAAGGGGCGAGAGCCCAACCUUUUUUUGCUGUGAUCGACUUAAGGUUGAAUCCGCGCUGUUGUCGCUGUGCCACCAGGGUCCGCAUAGCUGUCACGUGCUCGCGAAGCCACACAUUGAUCGGGGUGGGCUGGAUGCACUUGAUAAUGGUGGUGUUCGUGUGCAUUUCUCGAGUGGUGUUCAACAGGAUUACAUUGGUAUAAUUUGCACCUCACGGAAUCAGGAUUGUGUUCCAGAGCUGACCAUAUCUAACGAGGAUCUCCAGCAGCGCGCUGAGAAUGCUGAAAAGCAUAAGGAGAGCUUUAUGAAGGCAGUACGUUGGCUAGAACUAUGCAUCCCUCCGCUACCGGAGAUCGGCCAAUAUGAAAAACGUUUCACACCGGGGUCUCAAGAGAUUGUUGAAAUUCUGACACCACGGGAUGCCAAGAUGACGGUACGACCCACAAUGAUGGCCACAAAGCUAUUUUACAACGUAACUAUAACUAUCCCGGACUCCACUCCGGAUCCACGUCUCGCCAGCACCAGCACUAAGCAGUUUUGGGAUGACGUUGUGACGCAUUGGACGGCAGGAAUUCCUGGUUACAUCUCGCACACUAUGUUUCGCCCGAUGUUCACCCAUAUGCAACAGAAUUUUACGAAGUCAAGUGCGUUGGUGUAUCGCACACCGUUGUUUCUGAUGCCACAUUGGGUUGAAGGUGGGGGUCGACUUAUUAAAAUGGGGCUUGCGGCUCACAGUGGCUGUUUCGAUGCCAUUGAUGUGGCCGAUGCACAAAGCUUUACAGACUGCUUUAGCUUGGCACGCGCCAUCUCAGGAGGCGAGGACAUCACAAAGUUUCUGUACGAACGUCGUCUUCAGGUGAUGGAGGAAAUGGACCAUCACGCUCAACUUGUUGACUUUGCGGUGAAGGAGCGACGGCAGAUUGCGUACAUGAUUUCGCGGUUCAACAUGAAAUUCCUGCGUAAGUACAAGAGAAGCUGGAGGGCCAUACUGAAAAAUUAUAUUACUCUGAUACCAAAAAGCUAG
Molecule: messenger RNA, 1458 nt
Organism: Phytomonas sp. Hart1
Lineage: Eukaryota; Euglenozoa; Kinetoplastea; Trypanosomatida; Trypanosomatidae
Source: the annotation of a GenBank genome assembly